AUGAAUAACAAUAUUGAAGGUUCAUCAAAUUUAUCAUCUUCAAGCUCUGAUGAUGAUAACUAUGCAGAAAGUUUUAGUGCAAGGCAACAACUGAUCGCUCAGAGAAGAGAUGGGCUUGGAAGACUUGGUUUGUCAAGCUUGCAAAAAAUAACAACUGCAUUUCGGAUAUUAGCAUACGGUGUACCAGUAGAUGCUACUGAUGAGUACAUUAAAAUAAGGGAAUCAACUGCUAUUGAAAGUGUGAAACGAUUUUGUCAUGCUGUUGUUGAAGUUUUUGGAGGGCAGUACCUACGAUCUCCAAAUGCUCACGAUGUUGCUAGGUUACUUCAUAUUGGUGAACUACGAGGUAUUACAAUUCCUGCUCAUUAUGUCAUUCAAGGAAAAGAGUACAAUAUGGGUUACUAUUUAGCUGAUGAUGAAUGUGAUUUAAAUGCACUAAUCGUGGAACACUUUGAGGUGCCAACUCCAGAUGUUGAGCCCGCAAGAGAUGAUGGUACUCGAUUUGAAGAGUUUCUAGCUCGAUACAGACAAAUCAAAGACAAAGAAGCUCAUAUUACCCUUCGAAAUGCAUUAAUUGAGCAUUUAUGGGAACAAUAUAGUAAUUCUGAAAGUUAA
Messenger RNA from Zingiber officinale, 615 nucleotides. RefSeq lists its product as uncharacterized. The transcript is spliced from 4 exons. The coding region runs from base 1 to 615 and encodes 204 amino acids. The record is from RefSeq and is a predicted model, not a curated record. Lineage: Eukaryota; Viridiplantae; Streptophyta; Magnoliopsida; Zingiberales; Zingiberaceae.